Molecule: messenger RNA, 1119 nt
Organism: Mizuhopecten yessoensis (Yesso scallop)
Lineage: Eukaryota; Metazoa; Mollusca; Bivalvia; Pectinida; Pectinidae
Product: FMRFamide receptor-like
Exons: 2
Coding region: 1-1119 (372 amino acids)
Biological process (GO): G protein-coupled receptor signaling pathway
Cellular component (GO): membrane
Molecular function (GO): G protein-coupled receptor activity
Source: RefSeq, a predicted model, not a curated record
AUGAACCACCGUGUUAACAUCAGCGAAUAUCUUCUCGUCAACAACAGUGACAUAGAUGGGUCACUGGGACGUCCAUCUUCAGACGACGGCAUAAUUUUCAUACUGUACGGAGUCAUUGUGCCGUUUGUGGUAGCCUUUGGAUACGUAGGUAACGUUAUGACGGCAGUGGUUCUGUGGAAGAAGUCGAUGGCGCCAAUAACCAACCUGUAUCUACAGGCACUUGUUCUGUCCGACAUAGCCUUCAUAACCUGCGCCUUCAUGGCGCUGUCUGUGCCCAUAUUAAUAGCCGAAUUCGUGGACCCCGAUAUAGGUCUGAAUGUGUUUAACACCCUUGGAUAUAUAACAAUUAAUUACCUGCUGAUGAUGACGCAAUUGUGUAACGAGUACAUCCUAGUCCUUGUGUCAAUUGACCGGUAUCUAUCUGUAUGUCACCCACAAACACACAGCCAGGUCUACUCAAGGGUCAGAGUGCUUGCCUCCAUUGUAGCAGUGCUGUCUUUCUCAGCGAUUUACAACAUCCCCCGAAUAGUGGCGAUGAAGAUAGAAGAGUCGAUGUGCUUCAACGCCAGUAGUACUGUAACCUGCUACUCUGUUUAUCUGACAGAAAUUGGAGAAAGUUUCCUGUAUCAGAAAGUGUAUGUUAUAUGGAUAUACGCAGUGAUAAAUUUUGUGGUGCCUCUUUUAGCCCUGAUAAUCCUUAACGUCCUCAUCGCCAGAGAGUUGGUGAGAAAACGUCUGAAGCGCAGACGGCUCGGACUGAGGGUCAGUAGUGCCAAGGAUAAUGUCACGAUUGUACUUAUACUUAUCAUGGCAAUAUUUACACUGAUACAGACUCUAGGGCUCGUCAAUCAGGUCAACCAUCUGUACAUGUUUGAGGAGGAUUAUGAGUACAAGAGAACAUACUUGGUUGACACUGUGAACGUUUUAAUUCGAUUGGACAAACCUACAAUAGAGGAUUUUGAGACAGCUGUGGACAGAUUUAUGGUCGCCAACAUGGUCUUAUUGGGAAACAUUAUGUUGUUUGUGCCAGAUGAUUAUCACUUUCUUAUAAUACUCAAGCGACACAUUCACUUUUUGAAAUUUUCAUUUACAGAGGAUUCUUCAUUCGAAACAUUUUGA